UGAAAUUCGUAAAUUCUUUCUCAUUACAAUAUAAAAUUUCAAGAACUUUGUGGUACCAAACAAUAAUGGAACUAAUUUAUCAAAAGAAAAAAAAAAACAAAGGAAUUCUUUUCUGUUUCUGCACUUAAUACAUGUGUUGUAUUCCAUCUAGCAACCACUAUGCAGAUUGUAGAAACUUGAGAUUUUUAAGAUUCAGUAGUCUUGCCGCUAACAGAAAGUAGGGCAGCUGUUUCCUUGGAUGGAAAUAGACGUAAAAAUAUUCAUAAUAACUCAUGCAUAGCCUCUUAAUCCCUUUAGUUAGAUGAAAUAAGAUAACUACGGAGGGAGAGGGAAACAGUCAUAAAAUUUAGUAAAAAAUAGGGGAGCGAAUAGGAUUGAUUGAUAUACUUGGCCCAACGACAACAAUGUGUUAUGACUUGAUCAAAAGAAUUGCCGCCCCACGGGGUUAUCCGGAGUGGUUAGUGCGUAGAAAGUUACCCAAUGAGAUCGUGGGUUCGAAUCACGGGGUAGUCAGGGCGUAAAUCCCUGGUCCUCAUGUUCCUCUUCCCAAUGCGCACUAGCUUCUCCGGUUACCGUGACUAACCUCCCUCGUGAUGACUUUGGAUAAGGUACGGCGGAGACGCUGGGGGCUAGCAUUAUCGCCUUUUGCCCAAUUGAUCAAAAGAAUUGCCAAGACAAUGAAUGCAUUAGGCCCCGCAAGAUGUAAAAGAAGUCUACGAGGUCUCCUACUACGUGUAACUCACGACAGAUGAAACAUUCAACCAACAGCUAGUCAACUGCAAAGUAAACGGUUCCAAGUGUUUUAAGUCGAUUGUGUUGAAUAUGUUUAGAUUGCAUUAUCUCAUCAAUAUUAUUGGUUCAGUCGUCCCUCAUCAGCUUGGUUUCCUCUUGUUCACAACUUAUUCUGUAAUCAUGAACCUAAAAUUGUUGCCAAAAUCCACAACCAUCCGCCUCUGGGUUUGCAUCUGUUACUACACGACAUCAAGUAUGGCCAACAACACAACCGGGUGUGAGCCCAAGAGCUGUGGAGAUCUUACCAACAUCAGCUAUCCCUUUUGGCUGAGUGGCUAUCAACCUUCCUUCUGUGGCUAUCUUGCUUUUGAACUCAACUGCAGCAACAAUGUCCCAAUUCUUGUGAAUCCGUAUGCAGGCUUGCUCCAAGUCCUUGCCAUCAACUAUGGGAACAACUCCUUUCAAGCAGUGAACACACUGAUCAAUGAUUUCUGCCCAAUAUCUUCCUAUAACAACAUUUUGAAUCCCACCAAAUACUUUAGAGUUAGCAAGGCAAACAGAGAGCUCUUCUUCUUGAACAAUUGCAAGGUGCCACCAUCCAACUAUUCCAAAAGAAUACAUUGUUCUCCAAGCGACACAUUCGCAUAUCUUGGUGGACAUUACGGCAACUCCAGUCCUCCAGCAUCAUCAUCAUCAGGGUGCAACAUAGCCACUGCACCUGUUCUGAUCGAAGGAGAAGAGGAAGAAGACUAUAUUGGACUACUGAGUAAGGGAUUCCUGAUGGAGUGGCAAGAUGUGGCUGACUGCUCCGAGUGUAGAGUGAGUGGCGGGACAUGUGGAUACAGCGAUCCUAAUUCAGCUUUCUUGUGCAUCUGCAACAGUGGAUGGCAUUACUCUAGCACUUGCAAUGAUGGGCCAAGUGGUUCUGCUUCAAGAAAGAAGGCUUUACGGAAACAACAUAUAGCACUAGGUUCAGUCACAGGUGUAGUCGGUCUCAUCUUAUUCAUCCUCAUGUUAGUCCUCUAUGCUCAAAAAGGAUUCGGAAAAACUACAAUUUUUUUGUACCAAUCAAAGAACACACAACAGAUUGAAACCAUGCUUGCAGAAUAUGGUUCCCUUGCACCUAAAAGAUACAAAUGUUCAGAUUUGAAAAAGAUCACAAAAUCUCUCAGUGAAAAACUAGGGAAAGGAGGCUAUGGAAGUGUGUUCAAAGGUACACUCCAAGAUGGUCGUUUGGUAGCAGUAAAGAUACUGAGCAACUUCACAGAAAAUGGAGCAGAAUUUAUUAAUGAAGUCAUUAGCAUUGGCAGGACUUCUCAUGUCAACGUUGUUAGUCUACUUGGCUUUUGUUUUGAUGGUAAAAAACGAGCUCUAGUUUACGAAUUCUUGCCCAAUGGAUCUUUGGAAAAGUACAUUUAUUCUGAGAAGCCAAAAUUAACACUGGGAUGGGACAAACUAUACCACAUAGCAAUCGGUAUCGCCCGAGGAUUAGAGUAUCUUCAUCGCGGAUGCAGCAUGCGCAUUGUACAUUUUGAUAUAAAACCACACAACAUUUUACUAGACGAGGAGUUUUGCCCCAAAAUUUCAGAUUUUGGAUUAGCAAAGUUGUGCCCUCAAAAAGAAAGCAUACUUUCCAUGGCUGAUGCAAGAGGAACAAUAGGAUUCAUUGCACCAGAAGUAAUUUCAAGAAAUUUUGGAUCAGUUUCCACAAAAUCUGAUGUCUAUAGCUAUGGGAUGAUGAUCUUGGAAAUGGUUGGUGGAAGAAAAAAUGUGAAGACAUGUGCAGAAAGAAGCAGUGAAGUUUAUUUUCCGCACUGGGUUUAUGAGCAUCUUGAUCAAGAUAGAGACCUUCAAGCAUACGAUAUAACAGUCGAAACAGAAGAAAUUGCAAGGAAGAUGACAUUGGUCGGUUUGUGGUGCAUCCAAAUUAUGCCAGCAAACAGACCUUCCAUGACCAAGGUGAUUGAAAUGUUGGAAGGAAGAAUCGGUGACAUCGAAAUGCCACCAAAGCCUUCCUUUUCUUCUCCUAUUCACUCUGCCGUUGACUCUCCCAAUGAUGCAUUGCAAUUGGCUUGACAUGCACUAUCCAUGCAAUCACAACCAGUCAAGCUUAAAAUUGUAUAAGAUAACAAUUCAUGGACAAUUCUACCACUCAUCUACAUUUGGGGGUGUAUCAUUUAUUGUUUUAGCGCAAGCAUGUAAUUCAUGAGAUGAAAACAUUUACUGCUGGAUUCACAAACUCCAAAUUAGUAUUG
Molecule: messenger RNA, 2987 nt
Organism: Zingiber officinale
Lineage: Eukaryota; Viridiplantae; Streptophyta; Magnoliopsida; Zingiberales; Zingiberaceae
Product: LEAF RUST 10 DISEASE-RESISTANCE LOCUS RECEPTOR-LIKE PROTEIN KINASE-like 2.1
Exons: 3
Coding region: 823-2808 (661 amino acids)
Biological process (GO): protein phosphorylation
Molecular function (GO): protein kinase activity; ATP binding; polysaccharide binding
Source: RefSeq, a predicted model, not a curated record